This is a messenger RNA of Thermothielavioides terrestris NRRL 8126, 582 nucleotides long. RefSeq lists its product as uncharacterized. The record is from RefSeq and is a predicted model, not a curated record. The coding region runs from base 1 to 582 and encodes 193 amino acids. The transcript has 4 exons. NCBI's taxonomy places the organism in Eukaryota, Fungi, Ascomycota, Sordariomycetes, Sordariales, Chaetomiaceae.
AUGGCUUCGUACCACCGAGUUCUCCAAGUGCAUGGUCGAUCGGUCAACCAAAAGAGUGUCGAAUGCGAUUAUGACAUCCACCCCUGGGACAUCAUGAUCAACGGCAAGCGAUGGGCUGGCAAGGUUCGGCUGGUGGGCUUUGUCGACUCGUUCUACCUCAUUUGCUACUCGGGAGUGUCGAGAUUCGAACACGGCAUCGUGGUGUACAAACUGCCGAGAUACUUCAACUUCGAGAGCGUGAAGGGCGGACUCGACUACAGAAUCACCAGUCUCGGCCACCCGGUCAGCCUCAAAACCAAGUACGCCUCCUCGUCGCUGCAGCGGUACGACAUCAAGCUGUACAAGGGUCGGGACACAGUGAUGAAGAAGCGCAUCCGCCGCGGCGUCACCCAGCACGGCUUGUACGACCAGAUCCACGACGCCGUCCGGCUGGGAAUCAUCACCCACGCCGAGCUGAUGGGAAUGAUCAUCGGCAAGACCUACGGCGGUUCAGUGCUGGGAGACGUGACGUCCAAGUACCUGGAUGGGCUCGCUGGCGGCAAGGGAUCGAAGAACCUGGCUCUAACUGGAGAGCGGGCAUGA